AUGGAAGCCCCUCUGGACGUGCCUGUAGGGAACCUCAUCGACUUCGAUUCCGAAACACCCUCCUGCAUCCCCUCAGAGCCCUCUCCUCCCGCUGCCCCCAGCGGCAAUGGGCACCUGGGGGACGUGGAGGACGUGGCCGGGGAGGAGAGCGAUGCCACUGAGUCGGCGGACAGUGAGAAUGACAUGGGUGACUCUCCCAGGCACUGGGGUGGCUACCGCCGGUCCUCCUCCAACGAGUCCUUCUCCUCCAGCCAGAGCACCGAGUCGGCCCGGGACGAGGCGACGGCCGAGCGCCGGGAGUUCAUGCGGCACUACGUGGAGAAGAUCUUCACCGGGGGAGAGGAUUUGGACCAAGAAGAGAAGGCCAGGUUCGGUGAGCUCUGCAGCGGCGAGAACGGGAAGGGAAGGGAAUGGUUCGCGAGAUACGUGAGCGCCCAGCGCUGCAACUCCAAGUGCGUCUCGGAGCAGACCUUCUACCGCCUGAUGCAGUCGUUCGCCCUCGUGCUGUUCGAGUGCCACCAGAUGGAUGACUUCAGCCCUGCCAAGAACCUUAUGACCAUGUGUUUCACCUACUACUACAUGGGCAAGACCCACGCACUGCCCUUGGAGGCCAAGGAGAAGCCCAUGGGCAGCAUCGAUUCGUACCUGAAGUCAGCCAACAGCUGGCUGGCAGAGAAGAAGGACAUCGCGGAGCGACUGCUGAAAAACACGUCGGCCAAGACGGAGAACGUCAAGGGCUUCUUUGGAGGCCUGGAGACCAAACUGAAGGGUCCUACCACCAAAAAGAGCGACGAAGGUGAGGACAAACCAAAGGAGAAGCUGAAGAAGACAGUUUCUGUGCAGAGCCCAGAGGAGGAGGAGAAGAAAGGAGAGAAGAUCUACCUGUACAUGCACCUCAAGCAGCAGCCGAUCUGGCACAACCUGCGGUUUUGGAACGCCGCCUUCUUCGACGCUGUGCACUGCGAGCGCAGGAAGCGGUCCCCCACCACCAGAGGGAACGCUGGGGAGGAAGAGGAGAAGAGGGAGAAGUGGUGCCACAUGACACAGCAGGAGCGUGAUGACAGCCUCCGCUUCAACGAGAACAUCACCUUCGGGCAGCUGGGCACCUUCAUCCACAACAUGCUGGCGUUCGGCCUGAACAAGAAGCUCUGCAGUGACUUCUUGAAGAAGCAGGCGACCAUCGGCAAUUUGGAUGAAGAGCAAUACAAGCUGCUCAGCGACCACAUCGAGCAGAUGGCCACCGAAUAG
Charadrius vociferus (killdeer) is the source of this 1248-nucleotide messenger RNA. Its product is annotated as KIAA0513 ortholog. The record is from RefSeq and is a predicted model, not a curated record. Lineage: Eukaryota; Metazoa; Chordata; Aves; Charadriiformes; Charadriidae. The coding region runs from base 1 to 1248 and encodes 415 amino acids. The transcript is spliced from 12 exons.